This is a messenger RNA of Misgurnus anguillicaudatus (oriental weatherfish), 2480 nucleotides long. Lineage: Eukaryota; Metazoa; Chordata; Actinopteri; Cypriniformes; Cobitidae. The record is from RefSeq and is a predicted model, not a curated record.
AACGUAGGGUGUCAGUUUGCCUCUGGUUGGUUGACACGGUGCGGUGGAUGUGGAAUAUAUAACAGAAAUACUCGCGGACACAGUGAUGCUCAUUCACUGUAAGAGAUUUGACAUUUGUACGAAUACAACGGAAUACGUCAACCCAUGACAACACCGUAGAGAAAGCCUCCGCUUAACGUUUUAACUUUGGCUGGUGAAGAAAAUAACCAACUUUUGAUCUUCUCGUUAUUGUUUCCUCUUCUGUUGUCGCAUAUUCUUCUAACGAACGCUCAAAUGCUCACCGAAGAGCAGCACGUCUAAUAAACACAUUGUCAUAUUUUUAUAUUUAUUUAUUGGUUCUCGAUGGCUCCGAUGGGCAUCUUUCUGUCGCCGCUCGGUAUAACCGUGUUCUGUUUAAUGGGGCUCGGUGUGAUCAAUCACCUGUACGCCGGGGUCCUGUCAAGCAGACUGUCAUUACUCAAACAGAAAAAGACCGUGGAUCUGAGGGAUCUGCUCGCCCUCUCCAUAGAGGCUGCAGUGCAGGGUGGACGGGAGAUAAAGAGGAUCGGGGAGGACAACGCUUUGGAGGAGAAGUCAAAGGGGAAAACUAAAGAGGGAGCCAGCGAAAAGCUCACACUGGGUGAUCUGAACUCUCAUCGCAAGAUGUUUCACCUGAUCCAGAACACUUACCCCCAAUUACAGGUAAAUUCAGAGGAGCAUGAUAAUGCUGAGGGCGAGGCCACCAUAUGGGCACGCCACAUUCCUAAAGAGAUUUUGGAGAAGGUCCCAGGGGAAAAGGAAGUGCUUGCAGAAAGGAUCACUGUAUGGAUUGAUUCACUGGAUGCCACUCUAGAAUACGCAGAAAACCUUCGACAGUAUGUCACCACCAUGGUGUGUGUGGCUGUGGACGGGAAUCCUGUUAUAGGCGUGAUCCACAAACCCUUCACUGGGUACACAGCGUGGGGUUUUGUUGGCGAGGGAGCCAAUAUUGCACCUCGUGCGUCCUAUAACACAAACUCUCCUAAGGUGAUUGUGUCACGCUCACAUGCUGGAAAAGUAAAGAGUUUUAUUCAAUCGGCAUUUGGAAACAAUACUGAAAUUAUACCAGCAGGGGGCGCAGGAUAUAAAGUACUGGCUCUUCUAGACCCUACUGAUGAGGAAUAUGAGAAGGCUGAUAUUUAUAUACAUGUGACGUAUAUCAAAAAGUGGGAUAUCUGUGCCGGCGAUGCCAUCUUGAGGUCUGUGGGAGGACAAAUGACAACUUUGAAAGGAGAGAAGAUUGAUUACUCCAGCUCAGAGGGGAACACAGGUGGCCUGCUGGCCAGUGUCAAAACCGACCACAAAGCAUUGGUGAAGAGACUUCCAAACUUUUUAUCAUAAUGGGUAAAUAUUGGACAAAACACAACGUUGGGUUAAAAUUGACCCAAUGCUGGGUUGUUUUAACCCAACUGCUGGGUUAUUAUACCCCAUGGUUGCAUAACAACAACCCCACAUAAUUUUGAACCCAGCAUUGAGUCAUUUUUAACCCAGCGUGUGUUCUGUCCAAUAUUUACCCAUUAUGGGUAAAAAAAUACCCAGACAUUUUUAGAGUGUAGUCUACUCAUAACCUUUUUGUUUUACGUAAGGAAUAAUUGACGACGGGCCAUUGAAUUAUAAGAAAAUAAUGCACACCAAGGUGGUAAUGCGGCACGACGCGAAGCGGAGUGCCGUUACACCGCAGGUGUGCAUUAUUUUCAAAUAAUUCAAAGGACCGGAGUCAAUUAUUCUGCUUAUACCACGGUUACCACAAACAUUGCUCUGCUGCCUAUUUUUAAGACAUUUGAAAAGUUAGGUGUGCGGUUUACAGAAAAAUAAUCAACACCCAUAGAACAUUUCUCAGCCAAUCAGAAUGCAGCAUUCAACAGACCCGUGGUAUAAUUGUUGAUAUGUUUUAUCAUUGUUUAAAAUGUUAACAUACACAAAGUAGCCAAGCUAAUAAAAAAAUAUGUAAUUAAUAAAUAUUAAAAUUUAGGCUAUUAGUAGAGUGUGCUUUGUCUGACAACUCACAGACUCAGUGCGGGUAAACUGGAGACCACUGCAGUAGGGUAUCCUAAAUUGUUUGAGUAAACAGAUCUAACCUUAACUGCAUAGACUUCCCAAAAUCUGUGCAAAACACAAUCCAUUUUAUCUAAGCAUGAUUUGGGAAUGAAAAGUAUCUUUUAAAGGAAACAAGGAACUCUAACCUUUUGUUCAAAGGUGAUAAUAUGGUCACAGGUUUCGCUUGUGUUUGAUUAAUGACCUAUGAUAUAGAAUCUUAUAUUUUCAUUAGUUUAUAUAAAUUUAUAGCUUUGAAUGCCAUUCUAUAUAAUAUAACUUUAUAUAAUAACUGUUAUAAAGUUUAAAGCAUAAUUUCAUCAAUGUGUGUGUCUGUUUGACCACCACAAGGUGGCAAGCUAGUAUCUUAAAAAGCAGUGGAAGUCAUAUAAGAUAUGUUUGGCAAAAUAAAUGUUUUUAUGAUCUUG